This is a messenger RNA of Coniophora puteana RWD-64-598 SS2, 1422 nucleotides long. Its product is annotated as WD40 repeat-like protein. The record is from RefSeq and is a predicted model, not a curated record. The transcript is spliced from 3 exons. Gene Ontology annotation, molecular function: protein binding. Lineage: Eukaryota; Fungi; Basidiomycota; Agaricomycetes; Boletales; Coniophoraceae. The annotation marks the transcript as partial.
GUGGCUGCAGUGGCCUACUCUCCUGACGGAACCUGGAUUACUUCCAUACAUGGCGGUCUGCUGAAGGCAUGGGACUCGACGACUGGUUUUCAGAUCGAAGACAAAAUCAGGGCUCAAAUAACCGAAGCCCAGCGUUUGUCAUUCUCUCCCGAUGGUCAACAUGUAUACACCGGAUCGUAUCAUCAGGUCUCCAAAUGGGAAAUACAAUCACGCAACGCGGUUACUAAAUGGCCCACGCAUCCUGGUCUUUACAUCAUUUCUUUAUUACACGCACUCGAUGGACGGUACAUAGCAGCGACAACGCAAGAUGUGUCUACCCUACAGAGGUCCCUUCUGUUAUGGCCCAAGCAAGGUCCCGAGCAGAUGGAGCUUACGAAGUAUGAUUAUGGGGCCAUAUGCACUGCAUUUUCUGAGACCCACCUGGCAAUUGGAUGCGACGACGGACGAAUACUCACACUGCACUUGGCUUCGCGUAGGGCCAGUGAGCCCUUUGCUGCCCACUGCUUGGGUGUGUCGGCGCUGGCCUAUUCCCCUGAUAGACGCAUGCUCGCAAGUGGUAGUCAGGACUGGACACUUCGCAUAUGGGACGUCGGUGAUGAUAAUCUGGUGGCACAUGGCGACCCUUUGGAGGGACACAGGCUGAUGGUCACCCACGUUGCCUUCUCGUUUGACGGACGACAACUUCUCAGUGCGUCGUGUGACCGGAGUAUACGUGCUUGGGAUCCGAGCACAGGACAAUGCUUAUGGGAAAUUUUCAAAGAUGCACCUGCUCCCUGCCCAAUAAAUUCUUUGGUGUGGCUUCCCGAUGGAAGUCAGUUCGCAUCGGCGUCAGGCGGCCAAAACAUUAUAUUGUGGAAUGCAAUGACGGGAGAGCGCUCCCUGGAUCCCUUCCACCCUCCCGAUAAUGAUCCCGACACGGUCAAGACCGUUAGCAAACAUCUUCAAACCAUUGAUUCCAUCGACGUCUCUCCAGAUGGCUUGUCGUUGGCGAGCGCUGGACACAGUGGUAUAGUUUGUUUAUGGAAUAUAGGCACCAAAGAACUCAGCAUAAUACCUUCCCUGGAUCCUGACGACUCCCCAGACUGUGGUUUGGGCGCGACUCCUAACCUCUACAAUAUCAGUUAUUCACUGGAUGGUUCCCUUCUCGUCGUCUCUGGGGAUAGAUCCGAUAUAUGGAUGGUAGAUGUGUCUUGCCCAAGUACCAUGCAGAGGAUUCAGACUCCGCACGUCUCUGAUGUCGCAGUUCUCAGCGUAUCCCCCGAUGGCACCAAGGUGGCAACCGGAUCAAACGAGGGGGAGAUUUACAUUUGGAACACUCGACACGAAAGCCCAGUGCUGGCAGCUGUCUUUUCACCAAACGGCCUCUUGAUAGCGAGUGGCACCAACGAUGGAUAUGUUCGAGUGUGGGGUACAGGAAAUGGA